AUGAAGCUUUACGUUGCAGCCACACUACUUCUAAGGGCUAGCAUUAUUUUAGCCCAGGAUCUACCUGACUUACCUUCCUGCUCUCUGCAAUGCUUUCUCAGCGCCAUGUCCAAUGAUGGCUGCCCCUCUCUAACCGAUUUCGCCUGCCACUGCCGCCAACCUGCGCUCGUUUCCGAAGUGGCCCCUUGUGUCGAACAAUCUUGCAGCGAGCAAGACCAGUCCUCCGUCUCCAACAUCGUGAUGACUGCAUGUUCCAGUGCCGGCGUCCCAAUCUCCGUCCCACCUGUCGACGGUGGCACAACUACAAUCACAGAAAGCGGCCUUGCCCCGUCACCAACAGGUGGUGAGCAUGAGACUAUGAUUCCUCCAGGAGGCUCUGUGAGCCCAUCCGGUCCGAUGAUGACGCUUCCUACUUCGACCGAUACGACUCCGCCGACGUUGUCUCCAAGUUCCCCUAGUGUUUCGAGCCAGCUGAGUACGCCGAAUGUCAUUAGUACUUCGCCACCGUUCCUUGGAGGAGCUGAGUCUUUCCGCACCGGAGGGAGGUUAGCUGGGGCGGCGGCUGCCAUUGCAGCUGGUUAUUUGAUGUAAAAGGUCAUGAUACUGGCUUUUUUUUUUUCGAUCGAGCGAGUGAUUGCCGGGCGACAAGAUAAGAGAAUCAAAUUGGUGGUAUUUGAGUUAAAAUUCUGAUAAUGGCGGAAAUGUAUGCUUGCUGAUGGAGGAGUUUGGCUCAAUAUCAAAUAUUCUGCACUU
Messenger RNA from Aspergillus nidulans FGSC A4, 753 nucleotides. Its product is annotated as CFEM domain-containing protein. Gene Ontology annotation, molecular function: metal ion binding. The transcript is spliced from 3 exons. Gene Ontology annotation, cellular component: extracellular region; plasma membrane. Bases 1 to 591 code for a protein of 196 amino acids. NCBI's taxonomy places the organism in Eukaryota, Fungi, Ascomycota, Eurotiomycetes, Eurotiales, Aspergillaceae. The record is from RefSeq and is a predicted model, not a curated record.